AUGCCCAAUCCCAAAUCAAAAAUCAACCCCCUCACAACCCCCACAACACCAAUAGCGCUCCAACCCACCCACCUCCUCUCCCCACCCGCAGACCUCCUAACCAACACCGCAACAACUCUAACAAUAACCCCAACCCAAGACACCAAGCCCCCCUCGCCGACCUUCACAGUCCACCGCACCCGCACACACGAAGCCCCCGAUAGCCCAGAUCGCAACAUCCUCCUCUACACCGUAUUCGGAAAACCCUGGCCAAACACGAACCGCAUAAUCUACGACGCAGAGGGCGCGCCAGUGCUCGUCUUACGACGGCAUUGGUUAUCUAGUGCACGGAAAUGGAGUGUCAGACUUCCAAAUCAGAACCAGUCCACGGAUCUGUUAGUUGCUUCUAUACCAUGGGCCACGGAUGGAUCCGGGUCUAGAGUUGGGGGUGGGUGUAGGCUUGAAGUGCGGUUUGUGAAUGCGCUUGCCGUUAGGUCGUCUGAAGUUACAGGGAGUGGGAGCGUGGGAUUGGCUGUCCCAGAUGAACCGCCGCCUUAUAGUGCUGUUUCUGGUGUUGGUGAAGAGCGCGGUAGUGGAGGGAAUACAGAUGCGGGUGUGGUACAGAACGAGAAAGAGAUACAUCCACCACUCCCCGAUUCACGUUCACGGGAUGAUCUCGCUCGGGAUUCACCAUCACCGAGGCAUACGCACUCUCAUUCUAUUCUUCCGUCUUAUGACUCUGUCCGUCGGGACUCGCCUAAUUCCCUACGAGAUCUACUUGAUGCGAUUGAGCCGCCGCAAGAGCCGGCGCCGGCUUUGCCGUUUUCUUCGUCUUCAUUGCAGAAUGCUAGUCUUUGUCCGGGGCUAGGUCUAGCGCAGACAAACACAGAAGACGUAUUCCGCGGCUCAAAAGUUGAGUUGAGAGUGAUGCAGCUAGGUGGGUCUAGUACGAGUGUGAUGAUGGGUAAUCAGAAGAUCAUGCACAUCACGCGACACAACGUGAUUGAUUAUAGUAAAUCCAAGGUAAAAUCCAGACCGAAGUGGGAGGUUGAGGUUUCCGAGGGUGUUGAUUUGUUACUGGCAGUGAACAUUGUGCUGAUCAUGGCCGAGUCUGUGUCUCAGAAUAAAUGGAGGUAA
Messenger RNA from Penicillium griseofulvum, 1116 nucleotides. RefSeq lists its product as uncharacterized. Bases 1 to 1116 code for a protein of 371 amino acids. The transcript has 2 exons. The record is from RefSeq and is a predicted model, not a curated record. NCBI's taxonomy places the organism in Eukaryota, Fungi, Ascomycota, Eurotiomycetes, Eurotiales, Aspergillaceae.